This is a messenger RNA of Choloepus didactylus (southern two-toed sloth), 3105 nucleotides long. RefSeq names its product CD3d molecule (gene CD3D). Gene Ontology annotation, biological process: positive thymic T cell selection; cell surface receptor signaling pathway. Gene Ontology annotation, cellular component: alpha-beta T cell receptor complex; membrane; external side of plasma membrane. The transcript has 5 exons. Lineage: Eukaryota; Metazoa; Chordata; Mammalia; Pilosa; Megalonychidae. Gene Ontology annotation, molecular function: transmembrane signaling receptor activity. The coding region runs from base 60 to 590 and encodes 176 amino acids. The record is from RefSeq and is a predicted model, not a curated record.
CUGAGUCAGUGGGGGAGGGCAGCUCUCUCCCUUGACUGAUAGUUCCGGACUCUGGUCAAAUGCAUGAUUUUGGCUGGAAGAUGGAGCACAGCAAGUUUCUGGCUGGCCUGAUACUGGCUGCCCUUCUCCCCCAAGUGAGCCCCUUCAAGUUAGACGAAAUUGAGGACAGAGUGUUUCUGAGUUGCAAUGCCAGCAUCAUGAGGCUAGAGGGAACAAUGGGAGAACUGUCCUCAGAAGAUAAAAGUAUGGACUUGGGAAGACGCAUCCUGGACCCACGAGGAGUGUAUCAGUGUAACAGGACGGAUGAUAAAACUGACCAAGUAUCCAUUAUGCAAGUAUAUUAUCGAAUGUGCCAGAACUGUGUGGAGCUGGACUCCGCCACCCUGGUGGGCAUCAUCAUCACCGACAUCAUUGCCACUCUGCUCCUGGCCGUAGGAGUCUACUGCUUUGCUGGACAUGAGACUGGAAGAUCCUCUGGAGCUAUGGACACUCAAGUUCUGCUGAGGAAUGAACAGGUCUAUCAGCCCCUCAGAGAGCGGGAUGAUGGUCAAUACAGCCAUCUUGGAGGAAACCGGCCUCGGAAAAAGUGAACCUGAGACAGGUGGCUUAGAGGAGCACCGUUUAUCAAUUGUACCUUCUCUCCUUGUUCAGCCAACAAAGAAUGUCUUCUUUCACUCAACAAGGGGUGGGCAUUAUCCUGACUUGCCCGUGACCUUGUCCUCCAGGCCCACCCUGCACAUGUGUCCUUCCUUCAUCUCUGCCCAUCCUCUGCCCCGCAUGGACAAAGGGUGGCAGGCCACCUCCCCUCAGCUCCUGGCCACUGGCUUUUCUAGUCCCCUGGGUGAAGCAUCCACCCCACCACACUCCUUCCGUUGCUUGUUGACUUCAGUCUCCUAUCACAGCCCUUUGGCUGCCUCACCGCAGCUGAGGGCGGGCUGCGGAGUCCAGGAGUCAGCCACAGAGAAGCUGUGGGGUUUCCAUGACAUCAUGAGCGGGGGCGGAAGAGGCACCAAGGGGCCCUGGGACUCACUUCUUGUCAAGACUUGAAGGUGGGUGGUGUGUGUGACAAAGUCUCACUGCUGCCUAGGGGCCUGGCCCUGGCUCCGUGACCACUGUUGUACAGCUGCCCUUAGCUAUGAGGACGUCUUCAGCCUUUGCCCUUCUACAUCCCUUUACCCCUGUUGAGAAGGUUGCAUUUUACUCUCCCUUUCCCCAGGAACUGCACCUGCCCUGCACUUGCCUUCUGCAUGAUCAACUGGGAUCAGAACCCCUUUGUCAUUUAAAGCACAUUAUCCUUCUCUACCCACUUGGAAGACUGGGCUUUGAGAAUGGGUGCAGCUUGGGAUGUUUUCAAUAGGUGUCAUGUUCGGGCACAGGGGUAGCAGUGGCUCUGAAACUGAGAGCCUCAGAGACUUACUAAAAUUGUAGAUACCUGGGCCCCACUCUAAGCAUGCAUGCUUCAGGUGACUCUGAUACAGCUCAGAUUUAGAGAACUUCUGGUUUAAAGGAAGAAUCAAGGCCACUCACUCUCUUGUGGCCUUUAUGCCUGUUACUGGCUUUCCAAAGCCAGGAACCCCUCCCUUUGCUCUGCUAGUGCUGAAGUGAUGUCAAGACCAUCCGGACAGUUUAAUGACAGGGGGAGCUCCCUGGGCCAGGGUUCCCAAAAGAGAAGAUAAUUAAAUACACAUUGCCUGAGAUCUGGAUGGCACUGCCCACUAUCUCCUCCAGAUACACACAGACCCUAAUUUUGUUAGAGACAGAAUGAAUUCCCGAUUUACACAUGCUCCAUUCCAUGGUUAUGCUUUAUUCCUAUCUUAUAUCCCUACAGCAUAGCCCUCCUAACCCGAGAUCCUACUUUCCCAAUAGACCCCUCUAUUAUGGGCACCCACCGUGGCACGUGUUUGACCAACACUUUCAACACCCUGCUCACUUCCUUAUAUAUUGUAUUCCCCAUGUAUGCCACAUCUUCUCUGGCGUAUCCUUAUACCACUGAUUCACAAAGUUGGCUGGGGAGCUUUAAAAAUGCUAUGCCUUGGUGCCACCCCCACAGAUUCUGAUUUUAUUAUUGUGGAGUGCAGCUUGGGCACUGGGAAUUUUUAAACUGCCUAAGGUGAUUCUAAUGUGAAGCCAAGGUUGAGAAUCACUGCCCUCCACCUGAGCCCUUCCUGAAUCUUGUGUCCCUUCUGUCUUUAUUUUUUCAUGCCUUUAAAAAACAGCUUUCUUGAGGUAUAAUUGACAUAAAUAGAUGAUAUAUAAAAACAAUUUGAUAAGUGUUGACAUAUGCGUACACUUGUGAAACAUCACCACGGCAAGAUAGUGAACGUCUCCAUCACCCAUGAGAGUUUCCUUGUGCUCCUUUGCAAUCCCUCCAGUCACCCUUGUACCGCCCCCUCCCCAGGGAACCACUGAUCUGCUUUCUGUAGCUAUCGAUGGGUUUUUGUCUUUUAGAAAAUGAAAUACGUUUCACAUAAUGUGUACUCUUUUACUGCUUGGCUUCUUUUACCUAGCAUAAUUAUUUUGAGAUUCGUCCAUCUUGUAUGAAUCAACAGCUUGUUCCUUAUUGUUUGGUAGUAGUCCAUUAUAUAGAUAAACCAUUAUUUGUCCAUCCAGCUGGUAGUCUUUUGGGCUAUUAUAAAUAAAGUUGCUAUGAACAGUGCUAUAAAAGUCACUGUGUGGACAUAUGCUUUUAUUUCUCUUAGAAAAAUGCUCAGGAAUGGAAUGGCUGGAAUAUGUAAUGUGUAUGUUUAACUUUUUACCAAAGUUGUUUUGGCUAUUCUAGAUCCUUUGCAGUUCUGUAUGAAUUUUAGAAUUAAAUUCUCACUUACUACAAAAAAGCCUCCUGGGAUUUUGAUCAGGAUUGCAUUGAAUGUAUAGAUAAUUUGGGGGCAGAAUUCACAUGUUAACAAUCAAUAUUGAGACUUCCAGUCCAUGAACACAUCUUCUGUCAGAAUUAUCCCUAAGUAUUUUAUAUUUUUGAUGCUGUUGUAAAUUGUAUUUAAAAUUUUUAAAUUUCUAAUUGUUCACUGCUAGUUUAUAGAAAUACAAUGGAUUUUUGUAUAUUGAUUUUGUAUCCUGCAAACUUAUUAAACUCACUUAUUAAUUCUA